AUGGAUAGUGAAGGUAGAAAAGUAAUCGUAUGUGAUAAUGGUACUGGGUUCGUUAAGUGUGGGUAUGCCGGCAGUAAUUUUCCUGCUUAUAUAUUCCCUUCAAUGGUAGGAAGGCCUAUAAUUAGAGCAGUCAACAAAAUAGGUGAUAUUGAAGUUAAGGGAGUGGCAAGUACUCUUCCUGAUCUCAUGGUAGGAGAUGAAGCUUCGGCUCUUAGGUCACUUCUAGAAGUCAAUUACCCAAUGGAAAAUGGGGUCGUCCGAAAUUGGGAAGAUAUGUGCCAUGUCUGGGACUAUACGUUUGGUCCUAAAAAGAUGGACUUAAAUCCAAGAGAUACCAAAAUACUACUGACUGAACCUCCUAUGAACCCUACCAAAAACAGGGAAAAAAUGAUUGAAGUUAUGUUUGAAAAGUAUGGAUUUGCCGGUGCUUACGUUGCCAUUCAAGCUGUGUUGACUCUUUAUGCCCAAGGUUUAUUAUCAGGUGUUGUAGUUGAUUCUGGAGAUGGAGUGACUCAUAUAUGUCCAGUUUAUGAAGAAUACGCACUGCCUCACCUCACUAGGAGAUUGGACAUCGCUGGAAGAGAUAUCACCCGCUAUCUUAUUAAAUUGUUAUUGCUCAGAGGAUACGCGUUUAACCAUUCUGCGGAUUUUGAAACUGUACGAAUGAUGAAAGAAAAACUGUGUUAUAUAGGUUACGACAUAGAAACAGAACAGCGUCUAGCUUUAGAAACAACUGUUUUAGUGGAGCCAUAUACUUUACCGGACGGAAGAGUCAUAAAAGUAGGAGGAGAACGAUUUGAGGCACCGGAAGCCCUCUUCCAACCACAUUUGAUCAACGUUGAAGGACAAGGCAUCGCCGAACUAGUAUUUAAUACUAUACAGGCGGCAGAUAUAGAUAUGCGAUCGGAACUGUACAAGCACAUCGUUCUAUCAGGAGGUUCCACAAUGUAUCCUGGGCUUCCUUCUAGAUUAGAACGAGAAAUCAAACAGUUAUAUAUAGAGCGGGUACUUAAAAACGACAUUGAAAAGCUCAACAAAUUCAAAAUUAGAAUAGAAGACCCUCCUAGAAGGAAAGACAUGGUGUUCAUAGGGGGAGCCGUUUUAGCCGAAGUUAUGAAAGACAGAGAUGCGUUUUGGCUAUCCAAACAAGAAUAUGAAGAACAAGGAUUGAAGAUAUUAAAGAAAUUGGGUGCCAGAGCUGUAUGA
Molecule: messenger RNA, 1206 nt
Organism: Diabrotica balteata
Lineage: Eukaryota; Metazoa; Arthropoda; Insecta; Coleoptera; Chrysomelidae
Source: the annotation of a GenBank genome assembly